CGGCGGCGCCACGGGAGCGGGCCGCGGCGCCAUGGAGGCGCUGCUGGAGCAGGUGGCGCAGCUGCCGGGGCUCCUGGCCGUGUCCCGCUCCGCGCUGGUGCGCGCCUGGGACGCCCCGACCCUCGCCAGGGCCCUGGAGUGGGCCCGCUACUUCCAGCACCUCCACGGCCGCUUCCGCGCCCGGCCGCGGCUGCGGGCCGCUCUGGGGCGGCGGCUGCGGCAGGGCCAGCCGCGGCCUCUGCUCGGCUUCCGGCACCUGGGGCGCUGCCCGGCGCUGCUGAGCCUGGCGCUGCUGGAGAACCGCGCGCUGCCGCCCGCCGCCUGCCGCCGCCUCCUCCGGAGCCUGCUGCACCCCGCCGCCGGCGCUGCCGAGCCCCUCAGCCUCGCGCUGCUCGCCCGGCGCAAGGCGGCCUCCCGCCUGCUGGCGCUGCCGCCGCGCCCGGCGGGGCCCCCGGCGGCGCCGCAGCCGCAGGUGCGGGCCGAGGCGCAGCUGCUGCUGGCGCGGCUGCGCGAGGAGGAGGCGGAGGAGGAGGCCGAGGCGGGGGGCGGCCGGGCGGGCGAGCCCCGGGAGCGGCUGCGCUGCGUGGCCGAGCUCCUGGAGCAGCUCCCCGAGCCCAGGGCCCUCCAGGUGGUGGCGGCGACGCUGUUGGAGCCGCGGGGCGGCGGCGAGGAAGGGCUGGGGGACGGAGCAGGGCACGGACACGUGGCCGCGCCGCUGCUCUCCUGGCUGCUGCAGAGCCCCGAGCGAUUUUCCGCCUUCUGCCUCCUGCACCCGGGCCCUCUUCUUGCUUCCCUUGCUGCCCGCUAUUCCCAGUUAAGCGCCCCGUAUUUGGACCUCUUAGCUGCCUGGGGAAGCCGUUUGCACUAUGAUCCUUUGCAGGGGCGGUGGGAUGAUAGUUGUCCUGACAAGGCCGAGAUGUCCUGGGAGGAGCUGAGGGAGCGUCUUUGCUGCCUCUGCCGGGGACCUGCACCGCUCCGGGGACAGACCCGAGCUGCCCUGGAGCUCCUGAAGGUGCAGGAUGGAGACUUUGGUGUCUGUGGCUUGAGCGUGUGGACUGACCUACUGAUGGAAGUAGAGAAAUCCAUGAGGAAAGAGAGAGAACACUAACAUGAACUCAAGAGCAUCCUUAAAACUUUUUAAAUCCAAGAAACCUACUUAUAUGCUCUAUAUUUAAUGUGAAAGGCAAGGAAGAGAACUACACCUCACUUUGGGCUGAAGACUGAUGUGACUGAGCACACUUUGUAUGAUGUCCAUUCAGGAGGCCUGGUGGCUUUUUUGUAAUUGUACAGUUAACUCUGGUCACUAGCAAGAAUUGUUUUCCUUUUUACUGCUUGCUGUACAUAUAAUAAAAUGAAGAAAAUGCCUUUUGUUUCAGAAACAGCGCUUUUCCCUUUGUGAGAGAGCAUACUGCAGUUCAAAUGCACCACGGUCAUGACAGUGUCCUGUCUCUUUCUAACUGUCGCAGGCUGACCAAAUGUUCAAAGCACAAGGUGGGCUUUCAGACUUGAAAACUACAAGUUCAGGAUUACUUCAGCAAUAGCUGUAUUUGUUGGGUCAUCUGUUUUAGUGGGUGUUUUCAUGUUUCCAUAUGCCUUGUGUGUGGCUUUGCAUCUGGAUUUAAGUAAAGAUGAGAGAAAGCCAAUUGGAAAACCUGUUGAAAAGUUCUAAAAUCAGAAGGCAUUAUUAGUUACCAUGUUAAAUGCUUAUAUGCAAGUCUGUCCUAGAAAAAUUGAAGUAAAAAUAGAGUGCUCUGUU
Molecule: messenger RNA, 1756 nt
Organism: Rhea pennata
Lineage: Eukaryota; Metazoa; Chordata; Aves; Rheiformes; Rheidae
Gene: FANCF
Product: FA complementation group F
Exons: 1
Coding region: 32-1108 (358 amino acids)
Biological process (GO): interstrand cross-link repair
Cellular component (GO): Fanconi anaemia nuclear complex
Source: RefSeq, a predicted model, not a curated record